Messenger RNA from Sebastes umbrosus (honeycomb rockfish), 3854 nucleotides. RefSeq names its product PPFIA binding protein 2a (gene ppfibp2a). The coding region runs from base 522 to 3242 and encodes 906 amino acids. Gene Ontology annotation, biological process: neuromuscular junction development. NCBI's taxonomy places the organism in Eukaryota, Metazoa, Chordata, Actinopteri, Perciformes, Sebastidae. Gene Ontology annotation, cellular component: presynaptic active zone. The transcript is spliced from 23 exons. Gene Ontology annotation, molecular function: protein binding. The record is from RefSeq and is a predicted model, not a curated record.
GCAAAAUUAGCUCGAUACUUCAGACGGAGCGAGACAGGGCUGGAGACAGACAGACAGAGAGAGAGAGAGAGAGGUACUGGAGGGAGAAAGUGAGGACAGAAAACGAUGAGAGAUCAUGAGGGGCCACAGAAAUGCAGCAGAAAUGCUGAAGCAGUUUGAGUGUGCUUGAGAGAGAAAGCAGAAAAAAAGCAAAAAGGGGGAGUUAGAAAGCGGUAGAAAAAAGUGGAGAGAAGAAAGAAGGGGAGUACAGCCAACUGGCAUAGUUUGAGUUAUUCGCCUCGGCUCUAAAAGUCUCAGGCUGCCCAGACUCCAACCCACACGGACUGAGGUCCUCUUUGCUCUCUCUACAACUGCAACAUAAAAGUCUGUAAAAAGGAGAGUACAGCACCAUUAAGAACCAUUGUUUUGUCCUACUGUGGAUUUUGGUAUCGGUUCAUCUUCCUUGAUGCUUUACAGCACUGGCUCAAUUCUGUUAGUAUCUAACAUUAAGAGCCAGACCUACAGUACAAUGGGCCUGCAGAAUGGAGCAUGAUAUUGACUUCUACAAACAUUUUGCCUGGCUUAGGAAGGUUAACCUCCAAUCGUCUGGCAACAGUGAGUCCUACCAGGAGCGGUUAUCACGACUGGAGGGAGACAAAGAGUCACUAAUUCUGCAGGUGAGCGUGCUGACAGACCAGGUGGAAGCUCAGUGGGCCAAGAUCAGCGACCUACAGAGUUCUCUGGUGGAGCAUCAGCAGAAACUCAACUCCACAGAGGAGAUGCUUCAGCAGGAGCUCCUGCAUAGGACGUCGCUGGAGAACCAGAAGCUGAAUCUUAUGGGGGAGGUGUCCUACCUGAAACUGAAGCUGGCAGACAUGGAGGGUAAACAGAGCCAUGGGGCUGAAAGGCAACACAAAGCAGAGACUGUAGUGAAUUUCAUUAGCGAGCUGCAGGAGCAGAUGUGCAGGUUUCAGAAGGAGAUCAAUAGCAAGAUACAGGAGAAAAAGGCCUUGGAGUUGGAGAUCCCGGCCGACGGCAGCUCUCCGGUGGCGUGCCCCACUGAGUCCACUAAGGGCGAGGGCUCAAACCCAGGGCCGUCCUGUGACAGAACCUCAGAAGAGGUUCCAGAUGGGCCCGAUGGGGACACGCACAGCCUGGAAGAGAGUAGCUCAGACGCAGAGCAGCAGUACCACUGCGAAGAAGAAAGUGGCUUAUUUAAAGAGCUCAGGAUUCUCAAGGACAAAGUGGAGCACCUGGAGGAUCAGAAGAUGCAGUAUGAGAAGAAACUCAAAGCAACGAAGGCCGAGAUCAGCAGCCUUCAGCAGCUUCUGCUCAGUAAGAACGCCGAGAUCGAGAGCUUGCACACUCAACUGCUGGCCAGACCUUCUCUAUCCCCCGAGAGCCCCGAGAGAGAGGAGAUAUACAGGAAGAGGCUAAACACCAACUAUCAGGAGCUUCAGAGGCUCAGGAGUGGAAUGAAAUCACUGGUCGCUGCCAAUGAUGAAAAGGACCGACGCAUUGAAGAGCUCACUCUGCUGCUGAAUCAGUGCAGGCAAUUCAGAGAGGUCACCCACGCCACGAGGCAAGCUCCAUCUGCUGUCCGCUCAUUGUCAAAUGGCAGGACUCCGUCAAGCAGCAGUGAGGAAGAAGAGCAUGCACUGAUGAAGAAUACCGACUCUGCCAGCGCAAAAUCUGUGGACGUAAAGUCUGAAGUUUCCACAAGCAGUUCUUCCUCCCAACACACAUCUGUUUCAUCAGCCCAGAAGGACAGUGAUUCCAGAACAGAACCAUCAACUUUAUCAAGUAGCAUGAAUGACCUAACAAAUGGACCUUUACAGAAGAGUGGUCUGGAUGACAGCAGAAGUCAGACGCUGCCGGUGAAUUCCUCUUUGUCAGAGCAGAAUAGCAGCGGAGACAGCAGCAGUGAAAUCCAGAGUCAAAGGUCUCCAGAUGGGAGUGAAGACGGAGACUCCAGCCAAAGAAAGUUGGAGAAAGUUGAUGACAGCACUUCAGGUGAUAAUUCCCCCGUUCAUUCUGGAGCAAACACAGAGGCCGGCCAACGAGCUUUGGGCUCACCAGAAUACCUGAAGAAUAACAGGAGCUUUAAGAGACUCUGGGGAAAACUGAGAAGAACCCAGUCUGGAGGGCUCCAGGCAGCGGAUCCAGAUGGCAGUCAGUUUAGAAGAGGGGGACUGCGUGCGACAGCAGGACCCAGACUGACCAGGACCCCCGAAUCUUAUGACCCUGCACGUGAUAUGAACAUCCCAUUCAGCCAGUGGACCAAGGAGCAGGUAUGUGGCUGGCUAGAGGACUAUGGACUGGGCCAGUAUGUCAAUCUCACCAGGCAGUGGGUUGAAAAUGGACAGACGCUGUUGUCUGCCACACCUCAGGAUUUUGAGAAGGAGAUGGGUAUGAAGAAUCCACUGCACAGGAAGAAGCUGCAGCUCGCUCUGAAGGCGUUCGUCACUAAGGUUGUAGAGAAAUCGUCAGAGCUGGACUACAUCUGGGUCACCCGCUGGUUGGAUGAUAUUGGUUUGCCUCAGUAUAAAGACCACUUCCAUGAAGCCCGAGUGGAUGGUCGAAUGAUACAAUACCUCACAGUGAAUGACCUCUUGACUCUGAAGGUCACCAGCCAACUUCAUCAUCUCAGUAUUAAAUGUGCCAUCCAUGUCCUUCAUGCCAACAAGUUCAACCCCAACUGUCUUCGCCGUAGGCCAGGGGAAGAGAAACAGCCCUCUCCCUCAGAGGUGGUGCAGUGGUCUAACCACCGUGUGAUGGAGUGGCUGAGAGCAGUGGAUCUAGCUGAGUUCGCUCCUAAUCUACGGGGCAGCGGCGUUCAUGGCGGGCUGAUUAUCCUGGAGCCUCGCUUCAGCGCAGAGACUUUGGCCCUGCUGUUGAAUAUUCCUCCACAGAAGACGUUGCUCCGCCGCCACCUCGCCACAGCCUUCUCCACCCUGGUAGGGCAUCAGGCCACGCAGGAGAAGCGAGAGUAUGGCAACGCCACAGGCCAUGUGCCCCUCACUACCACUGCUAAAGUAAAGCCAAAGAAACUGGGCUUCACCCAAUUCAGUCACCUCAGAAAGAGGAAACCUGAUGAAUCUGCAGACUACAUCUGCCCAAUAGACAGUGGAGCGCUGACAGUGAAUGGGGUUUCUCGGCUGCCCUCUGCAGCACUGAGGGGCCUCAGCCCCAGCUUGGACAGACAGGCUGAGAGGCCGGAGCAGGUGGGGAUGAAAGCUCAGGCUAACAGCCCAAAACAAUAAUUUAAAAUACAGCACACUCCCCUCUCUCACUAACUAAGUGACUUUGUAAAUCGGUGGAAAUUCUGAUGCAGAAAUUUGCCCGAGAUGAAUCCAUGUGCUGUCUUGCUGGAUGGGCUGCAAACACGCUGUGUUAAGCAGGUGAUGUUAAUUGUUGUUAAUGUAUUUUUAUCCAGAUGUUGCUGAAGCAAUAUUCAUCUAAAAUGGUGAUGAAUGGUGACAUUGUGUGAAUUGUUUUAUGAAAGCUGCUCUCUGCAUUCCUUAUACAGUUGGAUUCCAAAGCUUAUACUUUUGCUUUAAAACAAUGCAUUUUACUGACCAUUUUAUAUCUAAACGUCUGCAGACUUAGUUAGAAUAUUGACGACCUUUUCUUGUUAUAUAUCCGGAUUGACUGCACAGUUGACACCAGUUACUUUAAGAUUGUCAGUCAUACAGAAGAUGAAUGAGACAAAGAAAAAUCCCAAAUUAAAUAAUUUUAUUUCUCGACGGUACACUUACUCUUCUGCACCUUCUAAUUAAGUUUGUUUGUGUCGGAUUCUUCUACUCAAAUGGUGCCUUGUUUCAUAAGAUCAUUGUGAAUAUGCAGUAAUAUAAUAAACAUCAGGUCAACAGUUA